GCGCGGCCCCGAGGCUUUCGAGCAAGCCCAAGUCUGGGAGCGGCACACCUGGCGGGAGUCACAUGUUGCCGCGCAACCAUCAACCCCCGACUGAGCUGCUCGGUUGGUAGUUUCCGAACUUGCUUAUUCUUUCACAUGAGUCCCGCCUGCCAGGCAGUGCAGUUCAUUAGUGCUGCGCUAGAUUAUGUCUAGACACGUAGACGUACUGCGGGAUGGAUGGACCUUCGGGAGAGCUCCACGAUGACCAAAACGAGAUGUGGCAGCACUCUGACUCAUGGCAGAAGAACCAUUCCCACUCAAAUGAAGAUAAUAACAUUGGUUCUUGGAAUCAAGAAGAAGGUGUCCAUCAGCAGGAUGAUGAUAAACAAGAUGCUUCGUUACAGGAUGCUUCGUUACAGGAUACUCCAUUACAGGAUACUCCGUUACAGGAUGAUCAAACCAGGGUGAUGGCAGCUUUAGCCCAAAAGUUGUUCGUAAAAAAGUAUGAGCCAGGAAGCAAAUGGGCUGAAAUUAAGAAAUAUCGACAAGAAAUAACUGAAAUGCGACAAUUUAGACACAGAGCUGAAGAGACUUUAAAGGAUACAAUCGAACAACUUUUGGGCUUAAAAACGGAAAAUGAGACCCUGGAAGAGGAGCGUGAAAUGCUUGAAAACACUCUUCACGAACUGAAGGAGUGGCUUCCUUAUUAUAAAAUGGAAAAUGAGAUCUUAACAGGAGAAAUCUUCCAGAGAGUAAAAGAGACCAUUAUAUCCUCACCACACAUCCUGGAUGAACAUCUCAGGGGUCCAACUGAAAAAGCAGCAGAAUUUAAAGAGAAGGCAAAAGAGAUGCUAAGAUGCCAUCUUGAAGUCAGUAAGUCCGAAACAGAAUUCGUUGAGCUCUGCAGGAAGACCUAUCAACGCUACAAACAAUUUAUCCUUCGGGCUGCUGGAGAUGCAAAGAGGACUAAACGAGAAGUCUCUGUGAUGCUGAAAAAGCUCAAUGCCUGUGAGCUACUGCAAGAAGAACAGAAUAAGAGGUGCAGAGCUGCCGAAGCAGAAAACAGAAGGCUUCAUGGCCGACAGAGAGGAUUGGUAGAGGAUGUAGAUUAUCUCCAGAAGGAAGUCCUUGAAAAUGAGGAGUCCUUGUCAGAGGAGUUGGCCGAUGAACUUUUGUCUGAAGGAACUCCUAUAUUUGAAGAGGCUCUGCCUGAAGGAGGAGGAGAGGAAGACAAACCAGAAGAAGAACAAGAGAGUGCCGCACCCAAAGAACCUCCAUCCCCUGAGUAUAAGGAGCCAACACCUGAUGAGGAAUAUGAGGCGAGUACUACCAAUUCGAAUGAAUCCGUAUUGGAUGAGGAGACCCCAGGCUCUGAAGAAGCCAAAGAAGAAUUACAUGAAAUGCCUAAGUUUACAUCUUGGCAAAAAUCAAAAAUUGCAGUGGCUUUUGGAUUAAAGAAGAAGACAAAAUUAGCUGCCAAAUGGGAUAUCUUAAGGGAACAAUGGGAGGCAGAGAGGGAGAGAAACAAAGAAAUGCAACUGGAAAAAGCAAGGAAAGAAAAGGAAUGUAAACAAAGAGCUAUAGAAGAACGAUACAACAUCAUGUUAGAACAAAAGAGACAACGAGAAAAAGUAUUGCAAGAACAGGAAGAACAAUGUGCUGAGCUAAGACAAGUACUAACUAAAAAAAUAAGAGAACACGACGCAACUUUACUACCUAUGCCUGAGGACAUCAUUGCCAUUGGUGAAAUCUUGCUGCUUGUAAUAGAAAUGGAAGAUAGUUUACAAAGGCUCAUGAUUGAAAAUAAGGUUUCGGUGGUUGAACUCAAGGAAACAGCUGAAAAGAGAUUGAAACUUUACAAGGAAACAAUCAGCUGUAUUCGUAAUAUGGUGAAGAAAUGUAAACAAGAAGUUGUUCAUUAUCAGGAGAAACUCAAUGAUGCUAUGAGUGUGUUGGAAGAUACUAUUCUGCGUAACAGAGCCCUAGAAGAAGAGAACAAACAACUUAAAAGCUUAAUGAAAUCAUCUGGAAUGGUAUUUCCAGAUGAACAAGCAUUACCUUCUCAUCAAAAGAUGAAGCCUCAGGUUGUGCAAAAAAGUGAACCAGAAAUGGAGCUUAUUGAGCCUAAACUUAAACAGUCAGUUGAGCCUGAACAUGAGGAAGGAGAAUCUGAUGACCUUCAGGUUAAAGAGGCCAUUUUAAUUCAAGAUGAGCCUGAGCCUGUACCUCUACCUGUACCUGAGCAAGAACCUGAACCUGAGUCUGAGCCUGAGCCAGUGCCCAAGACUGAGCCUAAGCUUGAUGCUGUGCCAGAGCCUGAGCCUGAGCUUGGUGCCGUGCCAGAACCUGAGCCUAAGCUUGAUGCCGUGCCAGAGCCUGAGCCUAAGCUUGAUGCCGUGCCAGAGCCUGAGCCUAAGCUUGAUGCCAUGCCAGAUCCUGAGCCUAGGCUUGAUGCCGUGCCAGAGCCUGAGCCUAGGCUUCAUGCCGUGCCAGAUCCUGUGCCUAGGCUUGAUGCCGUGCCAGAGCCUGAGCCUAGGCUUGAUGCCAUGCCAGAGCCUGAGCCUAGGCUUGAUGCCAUGCCAGAGCCUGAGCCUAGGCUUGAUGCCAUGCCAGAGCCUAAGCCUGAUGCCAUGCCAGAGCCUGAGCCUGAUGCCAUGCCAGAGCCUGAGCCUAGGCUUGAUGCCGUGUCAGAACCUGCACCUCAUCUUGAUGUUGUGCCAGAGCUUGUGCCUAAGCCUGAACCUGCACCCCAAACUGAGCAGUAUACUGAAUCCAAACCUGAACCUGAAUCCUUCCCUGUAUUUGAGUUUGAACCUGAAAUUGGAACUGUUUUUACAUCUGAACAUGAACCUAAACCUCCAAGUGAAUCUCAGCCUAAAUAUGAACCUGAAAUUGUAAAUUUAGCUGAACAUACUCUUGAUGGUGAAAGAUUAGCUGAGCCUGAACCUGAUGAAAAAUUACUGGUUGACCCUAAGGAAAGAAAAUCUGAUUUUGAGCCUGAGCCUGAGCCUGGAUCUGAAAAGGAAACAGUAUAUCUACUUGAGCAUGAGGGGGUUUCAUUGCAUGAGCCUUUGACGAAAACUUCAUUUGAUGCUGAAAUGGAUGAUCAACAGGAUCCUAAAAUAUCAGUUGAACCUGAGUUUGAGCACAAGGUGGAAAAAACAGAAUCUGGUUUUCAACCUCAAUUGGAGACUGAGGAAGAAAAAGUAGUUCAGAGAGAACCUGAACCCGAAAAAGGAAUAGUACUUGACAUUUGCACUGAUAUGAAAUUAUCCCAUGAGCCUGAAAUUCAACCAUCAGUGGAAGUAUUGACUGAACAUAAGGAGGAAAAACCAGGAGGGCUUGAAACUAAAGUGUUAGUGAAGGCUGAGCCUGAGGAAGAACCAGAUGGGCUUCAAACACAAGUAUUAGUUAAGGCUGAGCUUGAAGAAGAAAAUGAGGCAACAGGAACAACUAAACCUCAGCUUAAAUUGGAAAUAGAGAAACUUCCUGGAAAUAAGUGUGAUGUAUCUACAUUGCCAAUAAUUGAACCAGAGAAUGGGCCUGAGACAGAAUGUAUAACAGAGCCUGAAAUUAUGGCUGUGGAAAGUACAUCUGCUGUCCCAGGGCUUGAAUCUGAAACUGGAAUAUUGCCAGAAAAUGAACAUGAUGUGAUGCCAGAGUCCACAAAUGCGACUAAGGAACGAAAAUUAUCAGAGCCUGAAAUUCAUGUUGGACCUUCAACAUUUCUGGACACUAUUCCUGAGCAAGAAACAUUUGCUGAACCUGAACUUACUAAGGAGGAGGAGAAAGCACUGAUUGAGGUUGAACUUAGGCCUGAUACUAAGACAUUAGAUAAACUUAAAUAUAUGCCUGAGGGGGAAACACUGAUGGAAUCAGAACCUGAACCUGACACAGAUGUAUUGGCAGAGUUUGAACCUAAUUAUGAAACCCGAACAAUGGAGGAAUUCACACCAAAAAUGGGAACUCUACUUGAAUUUGACCUGGAGCCUGAGUUGGGAACAUCAGCCGAGUCUGAGCCUGAGGUAGGAGCUUUAGUUGGACCAGACAUGGAAUUUCAACCACCAUCCACAAGACUUAAAAAGAAGAAAAGAAAGAAGAAAAAGAAAAAGAAGUUCAAGACACAAUUACAGAGUUUACAAGAACUGGUCAAAAGGUGCACGCUUGAGAAGAGUAUUCAGCCAAUGAAAUACCCUCCUUUGCGGUAUUAA
Molecule: messenger RNA, 4190 nt
Organism: Erpetoichthys calabaricus (reedfish)
Lineage: Eukaryota; Metazoa; Chordata; Cladistia; Polypteriformes; Polypteridae
Product: titin-like
Exons: 15
Coding region: 213-4190 (1325 amino acids)
Source: RefSeq, a predicted model, not a curated record